Messenger RNA from Penicillium brevicompactum, 306 nucleotides. RefSeq lists its product as uncharacterized. Lineage: Eukaryota; Fungi; Ascomycota; Eurotiomycetes; Eurotiales; Aspergillaceae. The record is from RefSeq and is a predicted model, not a curated record. The transcript has a single exon. Bases 1 to 306 code for a protein of 101 amino acids.
AUGUUCAUCAGAAACCAACAACGACGUGACCGGAAGGCCAUCGUCAGAGCUAGGAGAUCGGUUCAAAAACGAUUUAUCAAAGCCAGAAAAGCAGACAAGAGCCUACAAAAGUCAUUCAAAACAUUUGCAGCCAUCCUAGAUGGUGGCCUCAAACAACUCCUGGCAGAAGCCCGAGUGGGAAGGCGGGUUGCACAAUCAAUUCGCAGCCGGCUGUCGACGUCCAGUUCCCAAGAGCAGCUAUUCGUGUUGGGCCUAGAGGCCAUGGAGCGAAAGGAGAUCGAGAAGGCUGGUAGCCCGCGCGUUUGA